AUGCUACACAUCGCAGAUGCCCUGAUCAUUGGCGGGGGACCUGCAGGACUUGGGGUCGCAUUGGCCCUCUGCAGACAAAACCACAGCGUUAUCAUCUUUGAUUCAGGCGAUUACCGCAACAAAUAUGGCGAGAUGCACAUGGUCUCUACCUGGGAUCAUCGAUACCCAGAUGAGUUUCGAUCCGCUGCCCGCACUGAGGUGGUAAAUCGAUAUUCAGGGCAAUGUACCUUUGUCGACCAGGAAGUACUCUCUCUCAGUCGGGUCCAGGAGAAUGUCGACAUACCCAGCGAAAAAAUCCCGAAAAACAGUGGCCCUUUCAAAGCUAUUGAUUCGUGUGAAAAAGUGUGGCAUGGUCGAAAGGUUAUUCUCGCUACUGGGUCUCGAGAUCUGCUCCCAGGUAUCGAUGGCUUCGAUGAGUGUUGGGGUAAAGGUGUCGCCCACUGUCUCCUCUGUCAUGGCCAUGAAGAACGUGGUGCUGAGUCCGUCGGAAUCCUCGCUUUGGAUGAAUUUGCGGUGCCAUCAACUCUCAUGCGCGUGCUACGCUCUUGUAAACAGUUCACUUCGCGUGUCCGAAUUUAUACGCAUGGAAACACACGAGCAGCAGCUGAGCUACGCGAGGCCAUGGCUGUAGUUCCUGGGUGUGAUAUUGAGCCAGAUUUUAUUGAACGCCUGGAGAUGGCUACGAUGGUUGAUGGACCGUCGGCCACAGGCGUACGUGUGGUACUGGAGGAGGCUGCACCGCAGCAACAUGCCUUUGUUGUCUAUCACCCAGGGACCGAACAAGCGAGUAAUCUACCAGCACAACUAGGGCUAAAACUCACCUCGGAGGGUGACAUCAUGAUCAACGACUGGCAAGAAACAUCCCAACCCGGCAUCUUCGCAACUGGUGAUUGCGCUUCUCGUCACAAAUACUUCGCCACUGCCUCUGCCAUGGGUAAUUUAACAGGUGCUAGUGUUGCACAACAGCUGCAAGCAGAUAUAAGAUACAUAUGA
Penicillium vulpinum is the source of this 993-nucleotide messenger RNA. RefSeq names its product thioredoxin reductase gliT (gene gliT). The transcript has a single exon. Bases 1 to 993 code for a protein of 330 amino acids. Lineage: Eukaryota; Fungi; Ascomycota; Eurotiomycetes; Eurotiales; Aspergillaceae. The record is from RefSeq and is a predicted model, not a curated record. Gene Ontology annotation, molecular function: oxidoreductase activity.